This is a messenger RNA of Saccostrea cuccullata (small rock oyster), 939 nucleotides long. RefSeq lists its product as uncharacterized. Bases 199 to 780 code for a protein of 193 amino acids. Gene Ontology annotation, molecular function: protein binding. Lineage: Eukaryota; Metazoa; Mollusca; Bivalvia; Ostreida; Ostreidae. The transcript is spliced from 3 exons. The record is from RefSeq and is a predicted model, not a curated record.
AGAUUUAGAACAUUCUUGAUAUUUUUAGAAUUAAUCACAUGACUAUUAUUAGCGCCCUAUAAAAGCGCCUGUUGGCGCAAAAGCGCACUUAUUGACGCUUAUACCUUUUUAGGAAAAUUACAUUGAUUUACAUUUGUUAGUAAAAAGAACUGAAUAAUUUUAUAUACACUCAAAUAAAUACUUGUAAACACGUGGAAAAUGAAAAUAAAUAUUAUAUCAGAAAAAGGUAUAUUUCAUGUAAUUGAUUUUGUCGAGGGGAGUCCAGACUAUACAUCGUUGGUGUCAGAAAUCAAAGAAAAUUUUCCUCAUAUACAGAGGUACACUCUUCAAUGGAAAGACAGUGAUGGAGAUAUGAUUACGCUUUCCUCCCAAGAAGAGCUGAACGAAGCGAUUACCUAUAGAACACAGGAGGAUCUCAAUAUCUAUAUAACAGAAUUCUCUGACGAAAAUUUGAGUGGGUUGUACGGUACAGAAGAGAUUGGUUUCAACAGAGGUGAUAGUAUCACACAUCACAAUACACAUCAAACAAAUCCACGCUGGGACAGAAUAAAAUGUUGUAAAAGAGCGGAAGCAGUAACGGAGGAAACUCCAGAUAGCCUGCCGGAUUUCUUUUCAACAUCUAGAGUUCCGUGUAAAAUCAAGAGACGUCUGAAGCGGGGCGACAGGAAGCGUCUUCGUCAUCGGUUUCCAGCAACCACGUGCUAUCCACGUCACAGAAAUGGCGGGAGGAAACGUCUGCGUGAUGUAAAUAAAUCACUAGAAAACAUGUCCAUUUCAUGAUCUACAUUGCGUUGAAACAGAGUUGUAGUUGAUGAUUUAUUACUCAAAACUUGUAGCUGAUCGGCAGUGCAUGCAAUGCCUGGAAUAUCAUAUUUUAGUUUCAUUAUUGAUGUUUCAAAUGUAUUUUAGACAAAAUAUUAAAUAAAUGCAGAAUUCCUA